Mycosarcoma maydis (corn smut) is the source of this 2811-nucleotide messenger RNA. RefSeq lists its product as uncharacterized. The record is from RefSeq and is a predicted model, not a curated record. The coding region runs from base 1 to 2811 and encodes 936 amino acids. NCBI's taxonomy places the organism in Eukaryota, Fungi, Basidiomycota, Ustilaginomycetes, Ustilaginales. The transcript has a single exon.
AUGGCUUCUGCGCCAACACCAGCUCCCUUGCCCACACAACCUUUGCUUUCUCACUUGGCAAGAUCCACCUUGGGUGCUGCAUUCGAUCCUCGUACCAUCUCUGCUUUGCCCUCGCCAUCCUCUUCCUCUCGGCCUGCUUCCAUCCACCACCGUGCCCACGUACAUCACCUCACCAUGUCGCCCUCGCCUUCGCAUUCCUUUGCCGAGAAUCCACGCGCAUUCAACAACAUCUCUUCAGCAUACAACAAGCGCAACGGCACCCCCAACACUGCCACCACCUCUCGAACAGCCUUGGCCUCGGACGAGGCGCUACAGCACUCCUAUGCAGCUCGCAAUUCGCCUCAGCGUAUGCCUUCGCAUACCGCGCCUCUACCGCCGCACCGUCCGCUUGAUCCCAUCCAGAGUCGCGUCUAUGGUCUCACAGCAGACUUGCGUGAGCCCAGCACACCGGCUGUCCACGCUCCAGCACUCGACGAUGCCACCCGCAUGGCGCGUCUGCUCAACGAGCAGAAACCCAACUUUAGCGUCGAGGUCUUUGCCUCGUCCUUUGAUAACCGUGGCUAUCCAGUCAUCUCGGGUCGCGCCGCCACUGUACGCGGAAUUGUACGCAUGCCCGCCGCCACCGGCUGCGACGUUCUCAUGACCAUCUCGGCGCAUACAACCUCUGGAUCGCCCGCAGCCGUGUGGCAAGGCAUCGCACUGGCACCCUACUCGGCCGGCGGCGAAAAGACUGUCUUUGAGAUCAAGGAUCGUCUUGUCGCCAAUUACGACCUUGUCAGGCCACGCGCCGCCUAUGCACCCAAGAACGAAGAGAUGAUGGAGCCGCCGCAGCUCUCCCAGGAUGAUCUCGUGCUACCCAUCCCUUUCCAAGUCCAGUUGCCACUCGGCAAAUCCACGCGCUUCAUCGACGGUGAAAUGCAGGCUGUCCCCGUCUCGCUUCCACCCAGCUUUGAGAUCAGCUCGAAACACGCUGCGCAGGAAAAGCGCGACAUACGUUUGGCGACCAAGGGCAAGGCCAAAGUGCCCUUGGCCAAGGAACUCAUCGAAAAGGGUUUCAGCAAGGUGUAUCGCAUCGGCUGUUACUAUCAAGUCACCUGGACCCUCAUUCGAUCCAACAAGGACAAGUCGAAAAAGUUUUCGAGCAAGUCGUCCAGGGAACCUGCCGAGGGCGACUCGUUGACGCUACCCUUUAUCUUUCUCGGCGAGCCAACGAGCCUGCCACCUCAUCCGCCUACCUUGCCAUCUUCGAUCAGCCCAGAUGUAUUUCUGCUCCCAGACACAACGUUGGGCGAUCAGUGGACUCUGCAUCGAUCCCAAGCAAAGUGGUCCGGAUCCAUGUUGAAAGCGUCUAGGAAGACGGUCGAGGUGGAGCUCCACAUGCCCAAUCCACCCGUGCUCCAGGCGCCUUCAGUGUUGCCGUUGAUGGUCGUCUUGCGACCCACUGAUCCGACGCUGCUCUCGAACGUGCGCACAAGAGCUCCGAGCGAGACCUCGACAGCGCCCGGUUCUCCUGCCGUUGGACAGGUCGACGACCCCAUCGAAAGCAUGUCUUCCCCCACCAUGGCCUCGACCGCGUCCACCAUGGCUGCAUCGCCGCCUUUGUCUCAGCCUUUGCAGCAGCGCGAUGCUGACACCGAAUCGAUCAAGACAUCACGCAGCAUCAUGUCGAGAUUCAUCAAGCCUUCCGCCAGCUUGGCGCGCUUCCCAGCCUCGUCCUCUCGCAAGGGACCAUCGAGCAUUUUUAGCGGUCGACGACCCAACACGGCUCCCAGCUCCGGUAGCUCCGAGACGGGCAUGACGGAUGCCAUGACCGAUCGAACCUUUGUUGCUGCAGGUGCUCUUCCAGAUCUGGUGAGCUUGGUGUGUGUCUCGCUGAUUCAGACGACGUUUAGCAGCAACGACAACAUCAACGAUGGACCAGAACAUCGCAGAAAGUUGCUCUCCGUCGCCGAUCUCGAAGAAGUGGACGUGCACGCGUUACUCGUCAACUCGGACUCUUCGGGUAGCCAGGCAGGUUCUCGACCGGGCUCAAGCAGGUCGCCGGAAGACAUGGCGCAGAUCAACGAGGCGGCAGCCGCUGCGAAAGCUGCCGGCGUGCGUGUGCUGGUGGGCUCGUUGAAGGUGGCCGGCAGCACACCGCCCAGUUUCCGCUGUCACGGGUUGGAAGUCAAGUAUGCGCUCAAGGUGGAUCUCUUGCCUGCGAAUCGGUACGGCGGUAGCGAUGGUGUAGAGAAGGCGAUGCGCAGUCUAGGUAUCGGUGGUAGAAGUCGUGGAUUUUCGGAUGGCAUAAGCACUACAGCUUCGAUGCACACACAGACGCAGUUCACUUCGCUCUCUGGCGAUGCAAACAGCCCACCGACGACGCCGCCGAACCUCAUGUCGCCAGUCAUGUUUGGCACGCGCUCGCCCGAAGGUCCUGCUUCGCGCGCGUUCUCGCGCACCACCGGCAGCCGAAACGCGUCGCCUCUGAAUGGUCAGAAUGUCGGAAUGGCCAUCUCUACGACGGACGAAAGCGCAGUAACUGCCGACGCAGCUGAAGCACACGAACAUGGACGUGCGCCCAUCGCACCUUACCCCAACGCCUACCCGCAACACCAGCUGCCACAGCAGACUACUAGACCAACCGCGUCCGUCUACAGCUCUGUCAGGUCAGGCUGGGGAAGCGCCUCCAUGUCUGACGCUUCAGGCAUGCAGAGUAGCAUCUACAUGAGCGAAUGGGGUAGGGACAGGAAGACCGUAAGCAAGAUCAACAAGACCAUCGGCGAGAUGUGGCUGGAUAUACGGCUGGUCAGGGGAUAUGGCGCGUAUUGA